AUGGCCAGCGACAAGCCCCAAACCACCAGCGCAGAGAAGCCCGAGCAGGCCCAGACAGCACAAAAGUCGGCCGCCGCGCUGGAGGAAGACGACGAGUUUGAAGAUUUCCCCGUCGAGGACUGGCCCGAAGACCAAACCGAGAAAGCGGCCCAAUCAGCCGCCGCAGCCAGCGAGGGCGAGGGCGGCAAGGACGGCGAGAACCACCUCUGGGAGAAGUCGUGGGACGACGACGACACAUCCGAUGACUUCAGCGCCCAGCUGCGCGAGGAGCUGAAGAAGGUCGACGCCGCCAAGAGGAGAUGA
Truncatella angustata is the source of this 303-nucleotide messenger RNA. Its product is annotated as DSS1/SEM1 family-domain-containing protein. Lineage: Eukaryota; Fungi; Ascomycota; Sordariomycetes; Amphisphaeriales; Sporocadaceae. Bases 1 to 303 code for a protein of 100 amino acids. Gene Ontology annotation, cellular component: proteasome regulatory particle, lid subcomplex; proteasome complex. Gene Ontology annotation, biological process: proteasome assembly; double-strand break repair via homologous recombination; mRNA export from nucleus. The transcript is spliced from 2 exons. The record is from RefSeq and is a predicted model, not a curated record.